UUGCUUGCGGAGGCGUCCCGUCACGUUCGUUCGAAUACUCGGUAUCGGUUUGUGCUCGUCGAAUGCUCGUCCAUCUUUGAUAGAAUUUUCCCCUCACUUCAACGAUCAAUGGGACUUUGGAUGAUGCUUUCAAAGGUUUAUUCGAAAAUCUUUCACAAAACCCUGUUUGAAACAUUAGUUAAUACGCUCAAUUGGAACAUUAUGUCAGCUUAAAAAGAAGGUUGAUCAGUUCAAAUAUGGGUUUUAUUUCUCUCUUACCAAAAUUACUGAUUGUCACAACGCUAGUGGCAUUAGUCGAAAGCAAAUCACCACUUAUCGACAUUGGAGACAAAGUAUCAGGACAAGAAUUUAAUAUCCCAAAUUUAGGGUCACUCGUUGGAACGGAAACAGUCUCAUUCUGGUCCAGGAGGAAGAUCUACCAAUAUCAAGGAGUCCCGUAUGCUGUUCCUCCUGUUGGAGACCUAAGAUUUAAGCCUCCUCAGCCCGCUCCACCAUUCAAGGAUACAUGGAACGCAAUGUACAUGAGACGAGCCUGCCCCCAAACGGUUGACCUCAAAACAGUCAAGAAAAGAGCAGUAAGUAAUGCGACUGAGCCCAAUGAAGAAAUUUUGGAGGAUUGUCUAUUCCUGAACAUCUACACUCCGAUGGCUCCAUCUGAUUCCUUAAACGAGCAUCCGACAAGACUUCUACCUGUUAUGGUUUAUAUUCAUGGUGGAUCUUUUAAAGUUGGUUCAGCCCACAGCGCUCUCCCUAACUACUUGCUUGAAGAGGAUCUGGUUUUCGUUUCCAUUCAAUAUCGUCUCGGCCCAUUUGGAUUUCUGUCUCUUAUGAACGAUGAUGUACCCGGAAACAUGGGUCUGAUGGACAUGGUACUUGCUCUAAAAUGGAUCCGAAAAUUCAUCCAGUAUUUUGGUGGAGAUCACACCAAAGUGACCUUGAUGGGAAACUCAGCUGGAGGAGCCGCUGUAUCCCUCUUGAUGGCUAGUCCCAUGGUGCCUCCUGGUCUAUUUCAUCGAGCUAUCAUGCAAAGUGGCACAGCCAUUUGCGAUUGGGUCUUGGAUACAAAUCCUGUUGAGCAUGCUAUGGACAUUGCUAGACAUGCAGGCUGUACCACUACAAACAAGGUAGACGCAGCCAGAUGUUUAAGAGGAAAGUCAGUAUCAGAAAUUUUGGAGGCUCAUUCGCAAGCCACAACAAACGCCAUCGCCACAACAGGUGUUGCUGUACGAGGAGAUUAUGGAGGAAACCAUGCUGUCAUUCAGACAGCCGGUGAACCUAAAUUCCUAAUUGAAGACCCAAAAAUUACCUUUGAGAACGGAGGCCACAUGAAAAUACCUGUGUUAGGUGGAACUGUCAAACAUGAGGGAAGCUUUUUGCUUGCAAAUAUCUACACCUACUUGCUUGAAGCCAAUAAUUUGACUCACAAUUCGGAAUACCUAAAGACGAGUUUCACUAGAUCUGUAUUGCGGUUUUUGGGUGUGGAGGAUACUGUGGGAGCAGUGAGUGAUCUCCUAAACCAAAAGUACUUCAGGCAUGAUCAGUUAGGAAAUUUCACUGCCAUGAUCCCAGGGAUGGUUGACAUUUGUGGCGUGUUGCUCAUCAAAUCAUGCGUAUUCAAGCUAUUCCAGAUGACUCGAAUUUACAAUGAAACAUACUUGUACUCAUUUAAUUAUGGUAGCGGAAAAAGAUAUACCAAGUUUGGGCAUGGAUAUCCUUUCCCUGGUGGUGUAUCACAUUCAGAUGAGUUGUUCUAUCUUUUCUGGGACCAUAAUGUUCAGCUGAACAAAGAGGAGGAGGAAAUCGCUCAAUCUCUUGUUGAAAUGUGGACUAACUUUGCAAUAUACGGAGUCCCUGCUCCAGCCCUAAAAGUCCCCAGCUGGCCCAACAUGGAUUCUUUCAAUGGCCCUUAUCUGCAAAUAGGUAGAAGUCCUAAGGUCAAACCUGAGUACUUGAGUGAGUAUGAGGUGGCCGUUAUGGAGGGAAUUGAUAAUUACUUCAACGGAGCGAAUACGAUGAGACUCACAUACAUGGCUCUUUUCCUCGCAGCUUCUGUUUGGAUCAUCCAUCGAUAAACUAUCCUGCAUUGUUCCUAUCUUGUCCUGUGUGAAACAUAUUUCCCAGUCUAAAAACAAGAAUGUUUUCUUGAAAUCUUAUUAACGACCAAUUGGACCAAAAAAUGGGGUGAACCUCAUCCAUUAAUUUUUCAUAAUCUUCAAGAGCAUCUUGCAUCAUUUUUCUUUCAAUUUUUGAAUUUUUGAUUUUUCAAAAGUGAUCUAAUUGGGAAUUUUUCAUGGCAUUUCACUGGAUCACCAAAUAAGUAAGUCUCCAAGUUUUACCACGAAAAGUUUUAAUUUUGAUGAGGUAUGCAACAGAUUUUUUUUUGUUUUUGCAUUUUUCAAAAUAUUUUUAUUAAUCAUCACUCAUCUCUCACUUGUAUGAGAAGAAAAAGUUUUAUGCUCAGACACAGGCUCUUUCUGGAAAUUCGGAAUUAUCUAAUCAUGCUCAAGUGAUCAUGGAGAAAAUCUCUUUGACAUAAUCACAUUUGUUCAAUAAUUUGAAUCAAAACUUUUAAACUUUAGGCGUUAUGCACGCCUCUUGCAACUUAAUCUCAACUCAGAUCCCCCCCCAACCCUGUGGAAUUGCUUGAAAGGGUUAUCAGAUUUUUUUGAUUCUCCAUUACUUCAUAGCCACAAUGCUUCCAUACCAUGACAUAUUUCCAAAACACAGGCUAAUAUUUCAAGAAUCUAUAAGAACUUAAAAAUUUUGGCAAACUGUACUACUAGGUUCUUUCUUCAUGAGGGCACGGAAGUAAUGUGUUGAAACAAUUUCACACAUAUUAUUUUAAACUUUGUCACAAAUAGUUAUAGGGUGAGCAAGUAGUCAUUUGUUUUUAAUGUUUUAUAAUUCAAUUAAAAUCACCUGAAGAUCAAGUGGAAGAAUUCUGUUUUAAAGUUUUGUAAAUAUUUUGUUAGAUAUUGAUUACAAGCGGUGACCCAAAAAACCUGGACUUUUUGCGUAAUUUGGCAACGGUCUAAACUUCCGAGUUCCACUGCCAGGAGGUAUAACUAGAAGUUAUGAUGACUUGUUUGGCUGAAUUGUAAUGUCAUAGCCAGUUUUUUUUCCCCCGUUUUGGCGAAACUGAGUGUGAGCAGUUGUUCAGCAUGUUCAUAAUUUUCUAAGAUGGGUCAUUUUUACUAGCAACGCUUAGCGCUCAAAUUGUUUUCCUAUUCAGUAGAAACUGAAUCUUCAGUAGUUCACUGUCAACCUUAAAUAAAAGUGUUGCUUAAGGAGAAUAUGCUUUAUCAACAACUCAGGUAUAAGCAUAGUUUUCUUGCUUUACAGUGGUGAUGUAUAGCAUUUAACUAGGUUGUCACAAAGUAAUAUUCAAAACGUCUCUGUGAACAAUUUGCACCUAGAGAGUGAUAUUUUGCUUGCUGGCCAUUUUUCGCUCCAGCCAAUAAUGGUUACUUGUAGCCCGGCUUAUGUAUGAGGGAUACUCACUUUUUAUACUCAAAGUAAACAUUCGUACUCUCAAGUUAUCGUUGAAGUUUGUUCCCUAAAAGAUUUACUGAAAGUUUCAAAACAUCCCUGAAAAAUUCUGAACAUUGUGUAAUCUUUUAAGUAUUAUGAAAAAUAUUUUUUGGUUGUAAUGUUUCAAUUUGAUCUGAUAUUUUCUGAUCAAAGGGCUGUGUGGCGAUCCUGCCUUUAGCUUUUACCGUUAAUUACUAUAGCUUGUUAAUGAAAAAAUAAAAAAAACGUACUUCUUCAUGAA
This is a messenger RNA of Bemisia tabaci, 3772 nucleotides long. Lineage: Eukaryota; Metazoa; Arthropoda; Insecta; Hemiptera; Aleyrodidae. The record is from RefSeq and is a predicted model, not a curated record.